Molecule: messenger RNA, 369 nt
Organism: Rhodamnia argentea
Lineage: Eukaryota; Viridiplantae; Streptophyta; Magnoliopsida; Myrtales; Myrtaceae
Exons: 1
Coding region: 1-369 (122 amino acids)
Source: RefSeq, a predicted model, not a curated record
AUGGGCGUCCCUCAGCUCGGCCUAGUCGCGAUGACCCUCGUCCUCUGCGCCUUUGCGCUGCUCAUGUGCGCUUCUCAUUCCCGGAGACGGCGGCGCUGGCACGAGUGCUACGGUUUCUUCGAGGAAGAGCCCGUCAUAGAACUCCACAACGACGCCGUCAUCUUGGAGUCACGAGCGGACCGUGAAGACGGCAUGUUAAUGGGUGGUGGAGGAAACGAGGAACAAGCCGCCUCCGUGUGGCAGAAGAACAUUCUCAUGGGCGGUAAAUGUCAGCUGCCAGACUUUUCCGGGGUGAUAAUUUACGAUGCCGAUGGGAAAAUAGUCACCCCUCCUAAGACUCCUCGCCCUCUGUUACUCACAUGGAAGUGA